GGAGGAGGCCUUUAUCAAUUCCGUCCCGUACUUCCGUAUCCUGCUCACAUAAAUGGCGCCAUGGGUAACUCUUUUCUGUUUCUUCCUUCCUCUCCUUUCAUUUUGUCCACUUGUUCGUCGAAUGGUUGCCUGAGGUUGAUGCCUAUAUCCCUUCCGUUGUUGCCUGGUGAUUUCGUUUGAAGUCUAUAUAAGUCUCGUUGAUGUUCCAUUUGCACAUUCCAGUUUUGCUUAGGUCCCCUCGGUCGGCUACUGCCUAAGCAGCCUCAUUCAAGAUGAUGUUCAGCGUCACCAAGUCGCACCGUAAAGGCGAGAGCUUCUCCACAAGACAUCGAAGCACACAGGAGACACCCGUUCAAGCCAGCCCACCACUAACCAGCGCCAUCGUCACCCUCUACAUCGGCCACGAGCAACGUACCUUCGCCGCUCAUGAGGACGUCCUCUGCCACUCACCUUACUUCGCCGCCAUGCUUCGAGAGCAGUAUUUCGAGCCUUCCAACCGACGCAUCGAGCUUCCCGACGAAGAACCCGAGGUGUUCUCGUGCAUCUUGGAAUAUCUGUACAAGGGCGACUACACACCUCGCAUGGAGUACGACAAGCGUCGACGAAGCUGGCAACUGGAGAACUCCUCUGCUGACCCGACCGUCUGGUUGACUGGAGUCUGUGUUCCGAUCUUGCGAGACACGGUGGUAUACUGCGCCGCUACAAGGUACGGCCUCGAAGACCUCACCCGCGUUGCCCUCCGCAAGCAAGGUCUCCAAACCGGCAUCCAGUGCAGCACGAUCCUCUCCAGCGCCCGCUACGCCUACGCCAACACACCUGAGACCGACUCGAAGCUGCGCGCUCACUACCUGACGCUCAUCAUCCGGAGUCGGCAGACAUUCAAGCGGAGCGGCACCAUGCAGAACGAGAUGGAGGCUGGUGGCAGGCUAUUCUUCGAUCUCUUCGUCGCGAUGGUCAAUCAUAUGGAUGAAAUGAAAUCGCCACGCUAGGCAACAGCUGGAUUGCGUCGUCUGACUCUAUUUGCCAUUUGCUCAUCGCUCAAUCCCGUUGAAUGCAAUUUGCAAC
This is a messenger RNA of Eremomyces bilateralis CBS 781.70, 1065 nucleotides long. RefSeq lists its product as uncharacterized. Bases 273 to 989 code for a protein of 238 amino acids. Gene Ontology annotation, molecular function: protein binding. Lineage: Eukaryota; Fungi; Ascomycota; Dothideomycetes; Eremomycetales; Eremomycetaceae. The transcript has 5 exons. The record is from RefSeq and is a predicted model, not a curated record.